AUGACGUUGGAUGCAAAGCUGAUUGGACCCCCUUUUCGUUGGAAUCCUGGUGUUGAAUACAUUUAUCUUUCUCGCUUUUGCCAGCCAAUGGCGUUGUAUUUGGUGCCUUACCUGCAGCGUUGCACGCAGCUGCCCACACUCACACUGGAGGGAUGGAAUGAUGCCACAGCAAUUCACCGGGUGCUGAUGGCAUGCAGGAGUCUAGACGUUUUAGAUGGCUUUUCCUUGAAUGACACACCACGGAAUUGGAAGAAUGAGUUAUCUGUUCAGGCUCUCAACACACUUAUUGAGAUGCACCCCAAACUCAUUUGUGUGAAGGCAACGCGACUAUACCUUGGAGAUUGGCACGAGGCGACGCAGUUUUCGUGGUGCAGGCACAAUAUUGCGCUCGUUCUUUUUUCAUGCGAUUAUGUGAUUUUGCACUGCGGACUGUUUUUACUUUUGUUGUGUAUUCCGAACUAUACUGUCUUAAAAGGAAGACAGUGGCUUUUGGCGGAAACUUUGACUUCCGCGUACCAGUCGUUUUGGUCAGUCAUCGCCGCUGUUGUUGUUUUUGUGGCUCUGGUGGGCGUUGAUAUGGCGGGCUGGCGGACGUAUGACCGUUUUUGGUUGUAUAUUCAGAAACAUGUUAUUUUGUCGAGGCGGCGGUGGGCUAUUGUGAUGGGGUAA
Messenger RNA from Trypanosoma rangeli, 669 nucleotides. RefSeq lists its product as uncharacterized. Bases 1 to 669 code for a protein of 222 amino acids. NCBI's taxonomy places the organism in Eukaryota, Euglenozoa, Kinetoplastea, Trypanosomatida, Trypanosomatidae. The record is from RefSeq and is a predicted model, not a curated record. The transcript has a single exon.